UCGAACCGGCACCGCAAUCGAUCAUACACAUUGGUACCUCACGGGUUUCACGUUUUUCGUUCUCCUUUUUUAUUAUUUUCAUUCAGUCAUUUUUCCAAUCCGGCCGCGUCUGGCCUCUUCUCAGCCGCCGUUUGCGGUCGCGGAUGUGUGAGUGAAAAGCGGCGGUGCCUGUGAUGUCAAUCUGAACGGGAUCCGAAUCCCCCACCCCCGACGUACGGUCAAACGCGUCGCGAGCCGCAGAUUGAAUUGACUUUUCUUCGGUCCGGGAUAAAUCCAAAUCAGUUCAUAUGAAACUUCACGCGAUAAAAAGUCUGAGCGACGAUUAUCCCGCGAACAACAACAUCGGCGACACAUCACUGACGCCAACCAACACGAUGCUGGUGCCGCCGGACAUGCUCCAAGCCCAAUCGAAGAUGGUCUAUCAGCUCAACAAGUACUACACCGAAAAAGUGCAGUCGCGCAAGCUGCAAAUCAGCAAGACGAUACAGGAGGUGUGCCGCGUCGUGCAGGACGUGCUCAAGGAGGUCGAGGUGCAGGAGCCGCGGUUCAUCUCCAGCCUCACCGACUACAACGGCCGUUACGACGGCUUGGAGGUCAUCAGUCCGGUGGAGUUCGAAGUGGUGAUCUACCUGAACCAGAUGGGAGUGUUGAAUUUUGUUGACGAUGGCAGUUUGCCCGGUUGUGCCGUGUUGAAGUUGUCCGACGGCAGGAAACGUUCGAUGUCUUUAUGGGUGGAGUUCAUCACGGCCAGCGGCUACCUGUCGGCCCGCAAGAUGCGCUCGCGCUUCCAGACGCUGGUGGCCCAGGCGUGCGACAAGUGCAGUUACCGGGACGUGGUGAAAAUGAUCGCCGACACCACGGAAGUGAAGCUGCGCAUCCGCGAACGUUUCAUAGUGCAAAUAACGCCGGCAUUCAAGUGUGCCGGCCUUUGGCCGAGGUCCGCAGCCCACUGGCCGCUGCCCCAAAUACCGUGGCCGCAUCCCAAUCUGGUGGUCGAAGUGAAGACCGAGGGCUUCGAUCUGCUGAGCAAGGAGUGCAUCGCCUUGCAAGGCAAGCAGUCGGCCAUGGAGGGCGACGCCUGGGUGCUCUCCUUCUUGGAGGCGGAAAAUAGAUUGUUGCAAGGUGGUUGCAGGAGGAGGUGUUUGAGCAUACUGAAGACUUUGAGGGACAGACACCUGGACCUGCCGGGGAAUCCUGUUACUUCGUAUCACAUGAAGACGUUGCUGUUGUACGAAUGCGAGAAACACCCGCGCGAAACGGAAUGGGAGGAGUCGUGCAUCGCCGACAGGAUCAACGGCAUCUUCCUGCAACUGAUCUCGUGUCUGCAGUGCAAACGUUGCCCGCACUAUUUCCUGCCCAACUUGGAUCUGUUCAAGGGGAAGUCGCCGAGUGCGUUGGAGAACGCUUCGAAACAAGUAUGGAGACUGACCAGGGAGAUGCUGACCAACUCCAGGUGUUUCGAUAAGUUAUAGUGUAGUGAGUGUUCGAGGAACACCUAUUGGAAUGUGAUCUUAGUGCAAACAAAGUUUAUUUAUUUAUGUUGGCGGCGUUUAACGUCCGGGACACAAUUAUCAAGAUUACUAUUAUACUAAAAAUCAAAAGGUACUGUAAAUAUGGAUAACUGUGUGAGUGUUUCUUUUUUAAUGUUGUUCACUACGAAUUAUAUUUAAGUUGUGUGUACUUAUUAUACUACUUGUCGUAUCGACAUAUUGUUGCAUAUAAACGAUUUAUUUUUUAA
Molecule: messenger RNA, 1738 nt
Organism: Aethina tumida (small hive beetle)
Lineage: Eukaryota; Metazoa; Arthropoda; Insecta; Coleoptera; Nitidulidae
Product: protein mab-21
Exons: 3
Coding region: 288-1472 (394 amino acids)
Source: RefSeq, a predicted model, not a curated record